Molecule: messenger RNA, 345 nt
Organism: Funneliformis mosseae
Lineage: Eukaryota; Fungi; Glomeromycota; Glomeromycetes; Glomerales; Glomeraceae
Source: the annotation of a GenBank genome assembly
AUGAAGGAAUGGAAGGAACUCGAAAAUGUACAAAAAGUCCACAAAGAUCUGUAUACUCCAAGUAAUUCAAAUGAUUCAAAUUCAGAUACCUAUAUUACACUAAUAAUUAAAUCAGUUUUUUUAUCAGAAAAUGAACGUACAGUAAAAAACGGCAUUUGGAUCAAAAUGUUAGUUGAUAAAGAACAUACUGUUAAUAAUGCUGAUGAAGAAGCAUUUUAUUCUCCUCUAGAUCAAUAUAUUGAAGAGAAUGGUGAUAUAGAUGAUGUAGUAGAUGAUGUAUUGAUAACUAAUAAAGAUGGACAGCCAGAAAAUUCUGACAAUGAUAAUCUUGUAAUGGCUGAUUGA